Messenger RNA from Corythoichthys intestinalis (scribbled pipefish), 603 nucleotides. RefSeq names its product cytochrome c oxidase subunit NDUFA4. NCBI's taxonomy places the organism in Eukaryota, Metazoa, Chordata, Actinopteri, Syngnathiformes, Syngnathidae. The record is from RefSeq and is a predicted model, not a curated record. The coding region runs from base 125 to 379 and encodes 84 amino acids. The transcript has 4 exons.
GGCGUGUACUUCAAGGGUCCUUCCGGCCUGUAGGAAACUGCACGAGCGCCUCAUUUGCCGCAGAAGAGCCGAGAAACCUGCCUCUUUCACCAUCGGAUAAAACCCGGAGCCGCACGGUGUCAUAAUGUCGAUGCUCGGAACCGUCGCUAAGCAGCUCAAGAACCACCCAGCUUUGAUCCCCUUGUUCAUCUUCAUUGGUGGUGGUGCAACCAUGAGUGUUCUGUAUCUUGGCAGACUUGCGCUGAAGAAUCCUGACGUCUCCUGGGAUCGCAAGAACAAUCCUGAGCCUUGGAACAAAAUAGAGCCUAAUCAGCAGUACAAGCUUUUCGCAAUAAACAUGGACUACUCCAAGAUGAAGAAGGACCGACCUGAUUUCUAAGCCCCCACUCUGAUACUGUCACCCUCCUAUUUUGAGCCUUUUCAAAACUGACUGAAGUUUGCUGCAGUUUUCAUCUAGUCAGUGCAUGAAGCGUGAAAAUCGGUGCAAAUCGUGUUUAUCAAUGACUGCAUAAAUAAAACAGGCAAGCACCUGUAUGACGGAGUAAUUGAUGAAUUUAUUUUGAACUCUACUGUGUUUUAAAUUAUUAAAAGUGUUCAAAAAUC